GGUUUCUCCGGCCCCCGCUGCGAGAGCCGCCCCCCCGCGGCCUCCAACGCCACCUGCCCCCCAGGCGCCGGGGGGGGGCCCUUCUGCCAAGGGGGCGGCCGGGCCCCCCCCGGGCCGGAUAACGGGGGGUGUCGGGGACCCUGCGCCACCAAGGGGGGGGACGGGACGUGCGACCGGGAGUGCAACACCCCCGGGUGCGGGUGGGACGGGGGGGACUGCGCCCUGCGGGUGGGGGACCCUUGGGGACACUGCGGCGUCCCCGAGUGCCCCCCCCUCUUCACCAACGGCCGCUGCGACCCCCGCUGCGACACCCCCCCCUGCCUCUACGACAACUUCGAGUGCCACCCCCCCGCCCCGCGCCUGCAACCCCCUCUACGAGCAGUACUGCGCCGACCACUUUGGGGACGGGCGCUGCGACCAGGGCUGCGCCAGCGAGGAGUGCGGCUGGGACGGGCUGGAUUGCGCCCAGCAGGUCCCCGAGGCCCUGGCCCAGGGGGUCUUGGUGGUCACCGUCCUCCUGCCCCCCGAGGAACUGCGCCGGGCCAGCGCCGCCUUCCUGCAACGCCUCAGCGCCAUCCUGCGCACCUCCCUGCGCUUCCGCCUCCAUCCCGACGGCCGCUACAUGAUCCAGCCCUACUACAGGCCCCGGAGGCUGCGGAGGAGGGAGGUGGCCCCCGAGGUCAUCGGCUCGGUGGCGACCUUGGAGAUGGACAACCGCUUGUGCGCCCGGGGACCCGCCAAGUGCUUCCCCGACACCCGCAGCGCCGCCGACUACCUGGGGGCGCUCUCGGCCCUGGAGCGCCUCCACCUCCCCUACCCCGUCACGGCCGUGCGCGGUGACAAGCUGCCCGAGGAGCCGGCCGCCGUGGGGCUGCUGCCGCUGGUGGGGGUGGGGGGCGUCAUCCUGCUGGCCAUCGCCGUGCUGGGGGUGCUGGUGGCCCGGCGGCGGCGGGAGCAGAGCACCCUCUGGUUGCCCGAGGGCUUCAGCCUGGCCAAGGAGGGGCAGAGGGGCCGGAGGGAGCCCGUGGGGCAGGACGCCCUGGGCAUGAAGCCCAUGGGGAAGGGGGAGACCCUCAUGGGGGCCCCCCCCGAGGAGUGGCCGGACGGCGACUGCCCCGAGGCCAAGAGGCUGAAGGUGGGGGAGGCGCAGCCCCAGGACCCCGUGGACAGUCGCCAGUGGACCCAGAGCCACCUGGUCGCCGCCGACAUCCGCGUGCCCCCGGCCACCGCCCUGACCCCCCCCCAGGGCGACUCCGACUCCGAUUGCCUGGACGUCAACGUGCGGGGGCCAGACGGCUUCACCCCCUUGAUGUUGGCCUCCUUCUGCGGGGGCAGCCCGGAAGCCCAGGUGGCCGAGGAAGAGGAGGGCGAGGAAGCCUCGGCCGGCAUCAUCGGUGACCUCAUCUGCCAGGGUGCCAACCUGGGCGCCCAGACGGACCGGACGGGCGAGACCGCCCUGCACCUGGCCGCCCGCUACGCCCGCGCCGACGCCGCCAAACGCCUGCUGGACGCCGGCGCCGACCCCAACGCCCAGGACAAGGCGGGACGCACCCCCCUGCACGCCGCCGUCACCGCCGACGCCCAGGGCGUCUUCCAGAUCCUGAUCCGGAACCGCUCCACGGACCUGGACGCCCGGACGGGGGACGGUUCCACCGCGCUCAUGCUGGCGGCGCGGCUGGCGGUGGAGGGGCUGGUGGAGGAGCUCGUCGCCUGCCACGCCGACGUCAACGCCGUGGACGAGAGCGGGAAGUCGGCCCUGCACUGGGCGGCCGCCGUCAACAACGUGGAGGCCACGAGGGCCCUGCUGCGGGGGGGGGCCAACAAGGACCUGCAGGACGGCAAGGUGCGACCCCCAACCGCGACCCCCAAACCGCGACCCCUAACUGUGGACCCCCCCACCACGACCCCCAACCAUGACCCCCCAACCACCACCCCCACUGUGACCCCCAACCGUGACCCCCAACCACCACCCCAACUGUGA
Messenger RNA from Chroicocephalus ridibundus (black-headed gull), 1981 nucleotides. RefSeq names its product neurogenic locus notch homolog protein 3-like. The record is from RefSeq and is a predicted model, not a curated record. Gene Ontology annotation, molecular function: signaling receptor activity; protein binding. Gene Ontology annotation, cellular component: membrane; nucleus. Lineage: Eukaryota; Metazoa; Chordata; Aves; Charadriiformes; Laridae. Gene Ontology annotation, biological process: cell differentiation; Notch signaling pathway; regulation of DNA-templated transcription.